UCUAUUGAAGUUUAUUGAAUCUUCGUAUUUUUACUAGUAUAAUUUUCGAAGAAAUUCUUCCAGUAAUUUAAGAAAAACUAGUUUGAAACAUUUCAUCGUCAUCGAUUGAAACAUCUUCGUGUGCAACGUACUUAAUCAUCGAUCAAAUGAGAUAAACAAGUUGAUGGUGUGAAGCUACCUUAAAACAUAUUACCUCCACCUUCUUCUCUUUAGUUUCUUAUAUUACUUUCACUGGAGGACUAUCCUCUCAGUCAGUUAACUGUCUAUUCGCUAAGAUAAGAAAUAUUCUCAUAAGUUUUUUUCAUGCUAUCGAUUUAAAAAAAGAUGAAGAGUUUGAUCGUAAGUAUCGUCUUCGUUUUAUCGACUUCCUGUCUCGGAGAGAUCUCACACAUUUUAUCAGAAUAUUCGACAACUACCAGCACAUUAUUACCACCUCCACAACCAUACAGUUUUCAAUACAAAGCUGGGCGAUAUCCAGGACACGUUGAUCGAAUUCAUCAAGAAUCCGGAGAUGGUUUUGGAACUAUUUAUGGAUCUUAUUCGUUCAUCGAUCCUAAAUACAAAGUACGAAGAGUGGAAUAUGUAGCUGAUAAAAAUGGAUUUCAUCCGUCGUUAAUAAAUUACGACGAUACGCUUAAACAGCCUGUUGAUUCUGAAGCUGUGAAACUCGCGAAAGAAAAACAUUUGCAACUUUAUAAAAAACUAGCUGAAGCUAAUGCACAGGAUAUACAAAUAAAUAUACCAAAGGAUUCUGUUAGUGUAUUAAAAGCGAAGGACGAACAUUUACAACUCUACCAGAAGAUUGCCGAAGAACACGUGGCUAUCGCAUCUCAAAGAAAAGCAGAACGUGCAGCGUAUGAAGCAACUUCGAUCGUUAAUGACGUUAAUGAACAUCAAACAUAUUAAAAAAAUACUAAUAAGAAAGAAAGAUUGUUCAUAUAAUAUCAAUAAUAUAAAUUUAAUUGUAUAAAAUCUUUCGGAAUUUAAAAGCAAAAAUUUUUACGCAAUUUAAAUUUGAUAAAAAACGAAUAAUAGAUUAUAAUUGAUAUAUAAAACACGUGUUAUUAAUUAUAAAAAACACGUGAAUCACAUACAUAUGAGUACCAUUUUUGUACGAGUAUCGGAAGUUUCUAUAUAUAUUAAAAAAAAAAGAUAAAUGCUAUAAUUACACUGUGUUGGUAUAAAAGUCUAGGCGUGACAAAAAAUAAAAUUGUCACUAUUCGUAUCUCCGAAAAGAUGAAGUUCUACGGUUUUUGGUUACUUCUUAUUCUUGUAUUCUGUAUUACGAUUACUGUGGGUAGGAACAUCGAUUAUACCAAAAAUGCUUUUUUAAAAUCUAAAAGCAUCGCUUGUCGAGGAAGAGGUUGGACAGGAGGAAAUAAUGGAGGAGGGGAAGAAGGUACUGGAACAAACGGAGGUGCUACUGAUGGUGCAACAGGAGCUAUGCCUAACAUGGCAUCUACUUUAAUGCGCACUGCACAACAAGCAAUGGAUACCAUGAUGGAUACGAUGUCAAAUAUGAAUUCAAUGGGGUAAAUCGUAUAUUUGUUUAAAAUUAUUGCACCAUGUAUUAGACAAUCAAACUUGCAAACAUAGUGAUAUUAUAGAUACUUUAUAAUCAUUAUGUUCAUGAUCAAAAAUGCUUCUUGUAGUUGUUAAAAAUAUUACUAUUAAAUAAUAAAAUAAUAAUUAAUGAAUACUA
Molecule: messenger RNA, 1702 nt
Organism: Vespula vulgaris
Lineage: Eukaryota; Metazoa; Arthropoda; Insecta; Hymenoptera; Vespidae
Exons: 6
Coding region: 325-906 (193 amino acids)
Cellular component (GO): chitin-based extracellular matrix
Molecular function (GO): structural constituent of chitin-based larval cuticle
Source: RefSeq, a predicted model, not a curated record